AUGUGAUGCCAUUGGGCUCUAGUGAGAGUCUUUCAUGUUUUUACAUUACCACCGUAAGGCCACCGUAGUUCUCUAACACGCUUGUGAAACUGCAGUAACGUGAGCUGCAGAGUGCCAAACCGUGAUACCGCCAUCCGCUGUCUGACUUCCGUUGCUUCUAAAGUAGUGUUAUUAUGGUAAGGAUGGCGUCUGAGUAAGGUGAACGGCGUUACCACGGUUUUGCACUCGGCGUUCCACGUUACCGCAGUCUUGGAAAGGGAGGAGUGAGCGGAGGGGUACUCAGUUGGUUGCAAUCUGCAACCACAUCUCUAGAUGACGCCACACUGCUCCUUUAAAUUCAACUGUAGUUUGAGCUUAAGCAAACACUGAUGCAACUUCUGGAUGUUCACAUGAUGAAAAAAUAAAAGAACUUUAUUUGAAUCCAGCUGCAUCCAGUCAGUCAAUCCAGUCAUUUUAGAGGGCACCCGGUCCUGGAUAAUUACAGGCGAUGAUGGAGAUUGAGUUUAAAAGCUCCUACUACCUCAGUCUCUCUCUUUUGCUUUCACAUAAAUGCUCACAAAGCAAAAUGACGGUUUCCUCCAGACCCCCCCCUCCCCUCCCCAGCUGGUCUAUAACAGCUUUCAUCUCAGACCUGCAGAGAACACAACAGCAUCCCAUCACUGCCCAACACAGGACUAAACCUCUCUUUAGAGAGCAAAGGAACACUGUAGGAGCAAACAGGAACAACACAGUGUAAGAGAAGCUUACUAUUUUCUUAUUAUUUAGUAUGCUUAAAUAUUUCAAUUGGCUUUUUUGAUGUCUUGAAAUAAUUUAGAUAAUUUAAAGAAAAAAAUAUAGAUUAAUGGUAAGAACAUAUUUAAAUGUUUUUAAUGUCUAAAGAUUCUUGAUACUGCAAUGUUGUUAUUUUUAUGUUACAUUUAAAUGGUGUUGUAGAGAAACAGUCACUGCAAAGUCAGAUACGUUCUACGUGCACCAUAGAAAUAUUCCUGGCUCUGAUUUGUGAAGAUGAUAGUGGAACCAGCAGCCAAUCACGGUGCAGAAUGUGGGUCCGUGUGCAACGAGUCCGCCGCUCUGGAGAGUCCGGGGCCACCGGUGCUGGUCGACGCCUGGCUGGUCCCCACCUUCUUCGGCCUCAUCAUGCUGGUCGGCCUGGUCGGGAACUCGCUGGUAAUCCACGUGGUCACCAAGCACCAGCAGAUGAAGACCGUCACCAACCUUUACAUAGUAAACUUGGCCACGACCGAUAUCUUGUUCCUGGUCUGCUGCGUGCCGUUCACCGCCACACUGUACCCGCUGCCCAGCUGGAUCUUUGGGGAGUUCAUGUGCCGACUGGUGAGCUACCUUCAGCAGGUGACCGCUCAGGCAACAUGCAUCACUCUGUCUGCUAUGAGUGUGGACCGCUGCUACGUCACCGUCUAUCCUCUGCAGUCGCUGCGACACCGAACCCCACGCAUGGCUCUGGUCGUCUCUGUGUCCAUCUGGAUAGGCUCCCUGCUCCUGUCGAUCCCCGUCGCCGUGUACCAGCGUCUGGAGGCCGGAGACUGGUUUGGCCCUCAGACGUACUGCAGCGAGGUCUUCCCCUCGGCCCGCCUCCAGGGAGCCUUCAUCAUCUACAGCUUCCUGGCUGUCUACCUGCUGCCCCUGCUCACCAUCACCGCCUGCUACGCCUUCAUGCUCAAGCGCAUGGGGCAAUCCAGCGUGAACCCCAUUGACAGCAGUUACCAACUCCAGGCUCAGGCAGAGCGAGCAGCGGCGGUGAGGGCGCGAGUCUCCCGGAUGGUGGUGGUGAUGGUCGCCCUCUUCCUCAUCUGCUGGGGCCCCAUCCAGGUCUGCAUCCUCCUGCAGGCUUUUGGCCUCCGCAGUUACGUUCUAUACAAGCUGAAGAUUUGGGGUCACUGCAUGUCUUACUCCAACUCCUCCGUCAACCCGCUGGUUUACGCCUUCAUGGGCAACAACUUCAGGAAGGCCUUCAAGCACGCCUUCCCCGCCGUAUUUCUGCGGCGCACGAGGGGGAAGGUCAGGGUGGGAAACAUGGUCGCAGAGGACGGGGGAGAGAUGGAUCGCCAGGCGCCCAAAGGAGAAGCAGAGAUGCACUUUCUUUCAUCUGGGUCCUGAAAGGUCACGCUCGUCGUUUGGACACUGCACGCUCAUUGUUUAUUUAUGGUUUGUUCUGGAGAUGAGAGCGGUCGGCUCACCCCAGUAUACCUGGCGUACACAGAAAUAGACACACACACAUAGACCAGCCUGGCACAAUAUGGGCUUAAAAUAGAAAGUAGUACCAACACCAGUUAGUGACAGGUUUACACACACACACAGAGGAGAGGAGUAAGGGCUGCCAUGUGAUCUCUUAAAAAGGACAAACCGAUCAGGAGCCUCUCAUGACUUUCACAAGCUGCUGAAACACAAUUAUCUUUGUCACAUUCUUCUAACUUAGCUGGACUGAUGCAAUCAGUUUACUGGAUGUCAGCAUGUCUGACCUCCUGGUUUUAUCUUCGGCACUAUUCAAUAUGCUUUAUUGGC
Sebastes umbrosus (honeycomb rockfish) is the source of this 2520-nucleotide messenger RNA. RefSeq names its product KISS1 receptor b (gene kiss1rb). The record is from RefSeq and is a predicted model, not a curated record. NCBI's taxonomy places the organism in Eukaryota, Metazoa, Chordata, Actinopteri, Perciformes, Sebastidae. Gene Ontology annotation, molecular function: G protein-coupled peptide receptor activity. The coding region runs from base 1006 to 2115 and encodes 369 amino acids. The transcript has 6 exons. Gene Ontology annotation, biological process: neuropeptide signaling pathway. Gene Ontology annotation, cellular component: membrane.